Messenger RNA from Morchella importuna, 1152 nucleotides. RefSeq lists its product as uncharacterized. Bases 1 to 1152 code for a protein of 383 amino acids. Lineage: Eukaryota; Fungi; Ascomycota; Pezizomycetes; Pezizales; Morchellaceae. The record is from RefSeq and is a predicted model, not a curated record. The transcript is spliced from 2 exons.
AUGACAAAAUCCUCGGAAGUCCCGGUCAACGUUCUUUGCAUCGAGCCAGACUCCGGUUUCCGCUGUCUCCUCUCCUUCCUUCUCGUGGAUGAUCUUAUGACCCGAGUCACCCGGCGUAUGGAAACCUCUCGGCGGACCCCAAUCAGACAUGUUUUCGACCUGGUCGGUGGUGAAGGCAGUGGCGGAAUCGUUGCACUUCUCGUCGGCCGCCUCGGUCUCAGCACAGCUUCAGCACCGGGUAUACUUCGUGAUAUGAUGUCCAAGUUUUGUCCAUGGGGUGGAACUAAACGCAAUGCCUUGGGGGUUCACCGGAAUAAGCCAUUUGUGUCGAAAUGUGUACAACCAGCUUUUGAGAGGUUGGAUGAGGAGGACGAGUCAAAGGUUUACUACAACAAGGAUAGUGUGCGGACUUGCAUUCUUGCAUCGUUGGAGCAAGCUCCACAGGGGAAAAGACUUUCAAAGAAAAUCAAGGAUUGGGCUGAGAGCGUGAGGGUAGCUAUCAAGGUCAUUCCCAUGAAACUUUAUUCACGCCUCAAAGCAGGAAAAGUCUACUCAACCAUGAUUUUCUCUACCGAGAAGAUCACUGAUCCCACCAUCACCACGGGCCCUAGCUCCUACACCCUCAAAGAGCGCUUCCGUACCUACGACCGGACGCUCUCCCGCGCCAACGUCUAUAUCUCAGACGUUGCACAAGCAACCUUUACACAUGACAACCUUGUAGCUCCCAAAAUCAUCAAUGGACGCAGCUACGGUUCCGCCUACCCUAGCACCAACGCUAUCCUCGACAUUAUCGACGAAUCCAACGCCCUCUUCUCCACGCGCCCGCUCGGUGUCGUUGUCCGCAUUGGCGGUGAGUUUAUACACUCUCUCGACACACCGAGCCUGGGCAGGACGGGAGAGAAGGAGCAUGAUGGAUUCUUGGAGAAGAUGCCUAAUAUGGAGAUGGUCUUCCAGAUACCGCUCCCGGAAGUCCAAUAUGAGGCCGAACUCAUGGAUGAGCCGGAUAGGGUAUUUGGGGUGUUUGAGAAGUGGAUUCAAAACCCGCAGGUAGUGGAUAGAUUAGAGAGGUGCGCCGAGGCGUUGUGUAAUGCUGGCAUCAAGGAGAGGUCGGAGUGGUAUCCACGUGAUGCGGUGAAGGAUAUUAGGACGUAA